AUGUCUUCACAAGACGACCCAGCAGCCGCCUGUCCCAUCGACCACAAAACACGCGAAGCAUGGCUCGCCCAAGCCCGCGCCCAAAAUACCAAUGCGCCUACAAACCUUCAUAACACCCCGGUCGCCCCGCCAGCACCUUCACAAGCAAAACCCGCCGUCCCACAAUCCUGCGACUCCUCCUCCCUAGACCAAAGUACCACAUCCCCGCCACCCACAAGCACAGGCAUCCUCUCCCAAAUCCGACUUGGCACCGACCGCGAAGUCAGCACCAUCCCGCGUGCCCUCCCCGACGCCCCCAGCGCCCGCCCCGCAAACAACGAGCGCGACACGGGCGCGGACAAGAAAACAGGUAACUGGAUCUACCCGUCCGAGCAAAUGUUCUUCGAUGCCAUGCGACGCAAAGCCUACGACCCCUCCGCCCCAGACAUGCGCACCAUAGUCCCCAUCCACAACGCCGUCAAUGAGCGCGCCUGGCACGAGAUCAAGGGCUGGGAGCGCGGCCGCGGCGCUGAAGCCUGCGGUGGACCCAAGUUGGCGAGUUUUAGUGGGCUGAGCACUAGUUUGACGCCGAGAGCGAGAUGGAAGAGUCUGAUGGGCUAUCAGGCGCCGUUUGAUCGCCACGACUGGGUUGUGGAUCGUUGCGGGACAAAAGUAGAAUAUGUGAUUGAUUUCUAUGCGGGCAAGGAUGAGAAGAAGGAGGGAAAGGCGCUGAAUUUCUAUCUGGAUGUUAGGCCCAAGUUGAAUAGUUGGGAGGGGGUUAAGAUGAGGGUUUUGAGGUUUUGGGGGUUUUAG
Messenger RNA from Pyrenophora tritici-repentis Pt-1C-BFP, 792 nucleotides. RefSeq names its product cytochrome c1 heme lyase. Gene Ontology annotation, molecular function: holocytochrome-c synthase activity. Lineage: Eukaryota; Fungi; Ascomycota; Dothideomycetes; Pleosporales; Pleosporaceae. Gene Ontology annotation, biological process: cytochrome c-heme linkage. Gene Ontology annotation, cellular component: mitochondrion. The record is from RefSeq and is a predicted model, not a curated record.